AUGGCUGCCUGGUGUCUGGCUCUCCUCACUGGGUGGCUCCUGGCAGCCUCCCAGCCAGUCCUAACUGAGCCGGACGCACUGCUGGUCUUCCCAGGCCAGACGGCCCAGCUUUCCUGCACACUGAGCCCCAGUCAUGCUGCCAUCAGCGACUAUGGUGUGUCCUGGUACCAGCAGCACUUGGGCAGUGCCCCUCGGUACCUCCUCUACUACCGCGCCGAGGACGACCAGCACCGGCCUGACCAUGUCCCAGCCCGGUUCUCGGUCACCAGGGACGCGGUCGGCAACACCUGUGUGCUGACCAUCAGCCCUGUGCAGCCUGAGGACGACGCUGACUAUUACUGCUCCGUGGGCUAUGGCUUCAGCCCCUAG
This is a messenger RNA of Echinops telfairi (small Madagascar hedgehog), 369 nucleotides long. RefSeq names its product V-set pre-B cell surrogate light chain 3. Lineage: Eukaryota; Metazoa; Chordata; Mammalia; Afrosoricida; Tenrecidae. The transcript has 2 exons. Bases 1 to 369 code for a protein of 122 amino acids. Gene Ontology annotation, biological process: immunoglobulin production; immune response. The record is from RefSeq and is a predicted model, not a curated record.